Paramisgurnus dabryanus is the source of this 3325-nucleotide messenger RNA. It is a transcript of the gene flot1b, whose product is annotated as flotillin 1b. Lineage: Eukaryota; Metazoa; Chordata; Actinopteri; Cypriniformes; Cobitidae. The record is from RefSeq and is a predicted model, not a curated record. Gene Ontology annotation, cellular component: flotillin complex; cytoplasmic vesicle; plasma membrane. Gene Ontology annotation, biological process: protein localization to plasma membrane; protein kinase C signaling; regulation of receptor internalization. Gene Ontology annotation, molecular function: protease binding.
CCACGACCUUGCUGUUUUGAAUAGGCGUGGCUAACACUGCGUGAUUACGAUAGACGAGCCUUUCUUACUACCGACAAGAGUGUGAUCAUUCUUUUACGCACUUACUUCAUUUGAACAAAAUUUCAGCAAUCGAGCUAAUUUAAGAUGUUUUACACUUGUGGUCCCAAUGAGGCGAUGGUGGUCUCAGGCUGCGGCCGCUCCCCUCCUUUGCUGAUUGCUGGAGGAAGAGUGUUUGUUUUACCCUGCAUUCAGAAAAUCCAGCGGAUAUCUCUUAAUACUCUCACUCUUAAUGUGAAGAGUGAUAAGGUCUACACCAGACAUGGAGUACCUAUCUCAGUGACAGGCAUUGCCCAGGUGAAGAUCCAGGGGCAAAAUAAAGAAAUGCUGGCCGCAGCUUGCCAGAUGUUCAUGGGGAAGUCCGAGACUGAGAUCUCUCAGAUUGCUUUGGAGACUCUUGAGGGACAUCAGAGAGCCAUUAUCGCUCAUCUGACUGUGGAGGAGAUUUACCAGGACCGUAAAAAGUUUUCAGAGCAGGUAUUUAAGGUCGCCUCCUCUGACCUGGUCAAUAUGGGGAUCGGUGUUGUCAGCUACACACUCAAAGAUGUUCAUGAUGAUCAGGGUUAUCUCGUCUCUCUGGGUAAAGCUCGUACCGCUCAGGUGCAAAAAGACGCUCGUAUCGGAGAGGCUCAGUUUAAGAGAGAUGCUGUUAUGAGGGAGGCUCAUGCAAUGCAGGAGAAGGUCUCUGCUCAGUAUAAGAAUGAGAUUGAGAUGGCCAAAGCCCAGAGAGACUUUGAGCUCAAGAAGGCCGCCUAUGACGUUGAGGUCAAUACCAAGAAGGCGGAGUCUGAAAUGGCCUAUCAGCUUCAGGUGGCUAAGACAAAGCAGCGCAUCGAGGAGGAAAAGAUGCAGGUUCAGGUUGUGGAGCGCACACAGCAGAUCACCCUGCAGGAGCAGGAGAUCACCCGUAGGGAGAAAGAACUGGAAGCUAAGGUCAGAAAGCCAGCUGAUGCUGAGAGAUAUCGUGUCGAGAAGCUCGCUGAGGCAAUGAGACUACAGUUGAUCAUGGAGGCAGAAGCUGAGGCCGAAUCCAUCAGAAUGAGGGGAGAGGCCGAGGCCUUCGCGUUGGAGGCGAAGGGUCGCGCUGAAGCAGAGCAGAUGGCCAAAAAGGCAGAAGCUUUUAAAGAGUACAAAGAGGGAGCCAUGGUGGACAUGCUGCUUGAGACACUCCCACUGAUGGCAGAGGAGAUCAGCAAGCCACUCGCUUCAGUCCAGAAGGUCACCAUGGUGUCCAGUGGAGGGUCAGAAGUGGGUGCGGCUAAACUGGCUGGAGAGGUUCUGGAUAUUAUGAGUCGCCUGCCGAUGACGGUGGAAAAACUGACUGGAGUAAAAAUUUCACAGGUUCCCUCAACCCGCAUGGGUUAAUGGAGUUCACUAAGACAGAAUCGACUUUAAUCCGCUGUGAUGUUGGAUUUUAACUCUUUCGGUCUAUGUAUGCUUGAAUGCAUGCCUGUGUUUAUACUGAACCUGGAACCUCAAUGUUAUUGUAGUUGUUUUUUGUUAUCCACCAUAUUGUAACCUUUGAUAUUUUUACACCAGGCUUUGUGAAUUAUAUGCUUUUAUAACAUUAUAUAAUCAUUUUGUAGGUUAGUUGACUUAAGAGCCUCUCUGAUUUGUAAUAGUUUAAGGCAGUACAAUCUCAGUUUUUCAUCUGUGAAUAGAUUCUGUCCUUGUGCCUCUUGAUUCUGCUAGGUUUCUUUCAGAACCAAAGUGCAUUUAAGAUUAAUGCAUACACAUUUACCUCAAGUGCAUUAUUGAAGCCAUAUUGCAUGUUGCCUUACAUAUACACGUGGCUGGUUGCAUAAACUGUUUAAACUCUUUAAACUGCCUUUUUUCUUUAAGUUGGUCAUAACUUUUUCAUUCAGUUACAUGAAACUGAAAAUUAAAGGACCAGUAUGUAAGAAAUUUAUAUCAAUUAAUCAUAAAAGGGCCCUGAUAUGUCACUAGACAUUAAGAAAUCAUUUUCAUCUCAAAUACUUAUAUCGCUGACAACAUUGAUCCAGCAAGGAUAUUGUCAUUUAAAAAGUGGAGUUGCAGCCCUCAACUGAUGUUUAUGUUGUCAUGUUGUAUUUUGGCCACCAGUUGUGUGAUGGCAGUACCAGUUUUAGCCACAAGUUUUGUGAUUGCAGUACCAGUUUUGACCACAAUCCUACAUACUGUUCCUUUAAGACACAGUCUUAACUAAGUGGCUAUGUUUAUGCAACCGGCCACUGAUCUAUCAAAAGCAUAGACUUAACACUGAAAUGUGAUGCUACAUUUAUGCCUUUUUACUAAAUCUCUCUGUGACUGUUCACUAUAGCUGCUUUAAAGUUACAUGCUGUGAAAAAUAUCUCAUUAGAAGGUCAUUGGCUAAAGAUAUUUUCCUUAAAACUAUGAAACAAAAGGUUAUUGACAUACCUGUAUAUAGAGCAGAUAAUAGUUUUGUUUUACUAUUCAGCGUCUGUGCGCUCAGUUCUGCUCUGUGGUUUAUAAAGGGAUUUUUACAGCAAGUUGAAAAAUGAGAAGGUGAGGUGCAAGUUGAUGGACAAACAGGAAAAAGAAGAAGAGAAAUUGGUUAGGUUUUCAGUACAUACCACAAACAGGUCUUGAUGGCCACAGAAACUUCAGGGGAACACUGAUGUCGCUUUCAUUUCUCAUGUAAUACAGUGCAUGGAGAAGACAGUUAAUCUUUAUAUUUGACUGUACUGUAAUGUAAUGUAAAGUAUAUAAUAACACAAGAUGCAAUCCUAUGCAUCUUCUCACAAAGUGCCUCAAAUCAGCUGCCUCACUGAAUCGGACUAUCUGACUAAUCUGCCAUGGCACAACAGUUGUGUUUCAGUGCUAUUUGGGGCAGUUUCUCAGACUGGGCUUAUCCAAUCCAAGAUUAAAAUGCAUGUUUGAGCUGCUUUAAUUUAAAAACAACUUGCUCUGACUAAUUUUAACAUAUAUCAGUGACAUUGUUUUGUCUCAAGAAUCACACAUGAAUCACACUUUUUAAAUGUUCUAAUAUAAAUGAGGCCUAGUCCUGGAUUAACCUAAACCCUGUCCGGGAAACCACCCCAUUAUCAGAUACUUUAAUGUCUCAUGUCCAAUACAGUCAAUGUUUUGCAAUAAGUUUUUAUUCAGGUGUUGGGGCUUGUUCAUUUGUUUUAACGUAUGACAUCUUUUCACUAAAUCUUUGCCUUUAUAUUCAAUGAAUGUAGAUGUUAAAACUGACUAAUCUCCAUGGCCAGGCUGAGAUUCAUGUUUGUUUUAUUAAACAUAAUAAACUAUUCUGUAUGCGUUGUCA